Camellia sinensis is the source of this 616-nucleotide messenger RNA. The record is from RefSeq and is a predicted model, not a curated record. NCBI's taxonomy places the organism in Eukaryota, Viridiplantae, Streptophyta, Magnoliopsida, Ericales, Theaceae.
AUGUUAGGACUUGGAUGGGAUGAAGCUUGGGAUGUGACAACAAGGACAAUUGCUUAUACAAAUCAUACUGUCCUUCCUGAGGCACUGGAGAAAUGUUCGCAAGCUGUUAUGUGGAAACUUCUUCCUCACCAUAUGGAAAUCAUUGAAGAAAUCGACAAGAGGUUUAUAGCAAUGAUACGUUCAACAAAACCAGAACUUGAAAGUAAGCUUUCCAGCAUGCGCAUUAUGGAUAACAAUCCCCAAAAACCAGUUGUGCGGAUGGCAAAUUUAUGCGUGGUGUCUUCACAUACGGUGAAUGGUGUUGCCCAGUUGCAUAGUGACAUUUUAAAGUCUGAGUUAUUUGCAGACUAUGUCUCUAUAUGGCCUAAGAAGUUCCAGAAUAAAACCAAUGGUAUAACUCCUCGCAGAUGGCUUUGAUUUUGUAGCCCUGAACUCAGCCACAUCAUCACCAAACGGUUAAAAAAUGAUCAAUGGGUGACCAACCUUGACCUACUUGUAGAUCUUCAGAAAUUUGCUGACGAUGCAGACUUCCAAGCUGAGUGGGAAUCAGCCAAGAUGGCUGACAAGCAGCGAUUAGCUCAGUUCAUAUUUCAAGUGACAGGUGUAAGCAUUGACC